Molecule: messenger RNA, 3432 nt
Organism: Carassius auratus (goldfish)
Lineage: Eukaryota; Metazoa; Chordata; Actinopteri; Cypriniformes; Cyprinidae
Product: zinc finger protein 518A-like
Exons: 3
Coding region: 227-2836 (869 amino acids)
Source: RefSeq, a predicted model, not a curated record
UUCUUUCAUAAAGAGAAAGCAUACAACUAGGCAUCAAUAGAUCGAAGAAUGCAUGCAAUAUAGACAAUGCAGUUGGACAUAAGUAUGAUGUGGCAUGCAGGUAAUCCAUUCUAGUCAUGGGCUUGAGCUGCUUUCGUCCCCGGAUUGAACUGUCAUGGCUGCCGCGCGCUGUUGACUGAUUCUGGUUGGACAGGAGGCGGAAAAGCGCUGGCUCUGUGCAUCUGAAAUGAAUGGGGUCAAAGCCAACCCUGGUGCUCAGGUUGGGAAGGAAGAGAGGGGUAUUUGGCAUAAACGCCUCCGUCUCAGGAAGACCUCCUUUUCAUUCCCUGCUGAACGAAACACUGUGAAACAGGAGAGGAAUGUCACGGCACGUGGAUGGAUCGUAAAAGAGAAGUCCAAGAAGCGACCUCAAAGCCUUCAGGCGAUAAACACAUUCACCUGCUCCUCAUGCAAUGAUGGCGUCUCUUUCAGACCUGGCGAAUUAACAAGGCAUUAUAAGAUCGCCCAUGGAGGCGAAGGAAGCCCACCGAUGUUUCCAUGCAACAUGUGUAAUUUCUCCUCGCCAGUGUUCACUACGCUUCAGCAGCACCGAAUGCAACAUGAGGAUUGUUUGUUCGUUUGUGAGAUUUGUGAUGACGACGUCCAGCGAACGCUUCCCCAACUGACCAAACAUUGUCAAACUCACCAUGCUCUAAACGGUCAAUACUACUGUCCGAAGUGCAAACUCUCCAUCCAGGAGAUCAAGCAGUUUGUGUGUCACUCGUGUUGCAUUACCAAUGGCAAUGCACAGAAAAACAAUCUCUUAAAGCACAUGGCUGCUGCAUGCCGUCAAAGGUGGAGCCGCAGGAAUUGGUGGAGAAAGCGGGCACACGUCAAGCAAGACAAUAACAUGUCCCAAGAGUUAAAGUUCUUACUUCCAAAACCAGAAGCCCAGUUGACAUCCCCAUUGCUCCCGUUCUCCACACCCGGUCUACUGGACGACCACGGCGUCUUGCUGGAUCCAGAGAAGACCUUGGAGGAAACGCAGCAGUUUCUCGAAAGGACUGUGUGUAGUGGUAAAAACUGGCCUGCAUCUUUCAAAAGCGAGCGAGAGUUUGUUUCUCGCGCGCCAACAACACCCCAUCCGUCACAAACGAAUGCGAAACGGUGUACCGCGCCACACACUGGGAAAGAUAAGCUAAGCGGACUCAUGGAGAAGAACAAUAUAUCCGUUCCCCCAGACUGCACUACAAAGCUGGUCGGGUUCAAGAUGGUGGACGGCAAGAAGCAUGUAGUUCUCAAAGUCAUUCCUUCAAACAAUCGAGACGUUUCGAACGGUGCUGUGAAACCUGUCAAUCAGCGAAACGAAUCCAAUGAUGUUUCAACCGUUAAAGCCUCAGGAAACUGUACUCAGGUGACAUCUAGAAGGUCUUCGACCCAAAGAAAGAAGCAGGGACGAUGUGUAGCUCAGAAGGAGAGUUUGUCUUCAGUGGUUGAGAAGAUACAAAGCCAACAAACUGAUGCAUGCAACAGUCCCAACACUAUUCCCAAUGCAUGCAACGCCUUCAACCAUAACUCUGAUAUACAGAGUCCCCAUGCAAAAAGAGCGAAUGACUGCCAAGCCUUCAGUGAAUCCGAGGAAAACUUUACCGCAUGCCAAAGAGAUUCCGGUUGUAAUAGCGAUCUGACUUCGGAUACAGGUUCUUUGGAGGAAACGUGUAGUUCACGACUCCUUACAACUGUGUUUAAUGAUGAACCCAAUCUUGCACUGGAUUCAAACUUCGUUCACCAUCAGCCAAACACAUGCUCCAUCUCUGGGCUUGAUUGCAUGAGUCCGUCCUCUGGAUCUCUCCUGAAGGAUCUGAAUGAGUCUUUGUGUCAAAGUGAAGCCGGGGACCUGUUAUUCCAUGAGUGCACAAACAACAUGGACCCCAGAGAUUCUCUGGUCCCGGUGGGUCAGCACGACUGUGAGAGCGAAAGCCUCAGCGCUCCAGAACUGCUUCACAUGGUGCAUGAGCUGCCUUUAACAACAGCCAUCCAUUUGCUGGAUGAGACGAGAGAGGAUCGGACGUUAUCGCCACACGUCAGCUCUGAUGAACCUCUGAAAGAUUCAACACGCGCUGGAGAUGCAAACCAGCGAUCUGAGCCGGUCAGUGCUUACAUCUUCUCUCUCCUGCCUCAUGAUGCAAACUCUUCCACGUCCCGAUCCAGCGAGUCGAGCGGCGCUCUCGCAUCACUGAACAGAAAGCGCACGGGAGAAACGUCCUCGGUGGACACUCCCAUCACCAAAUCCCAGAAGCGAUCGCCUCGGGCCUCGGAAAACGUCAGCGGCUCCGUCCUCUUCUGGGAGCCGUUGGCUCGAGACUCUCCGGUGACCCUUCGACUGAUUCCCUUCAGCUCCUCGCAGUCUGUUAAAACCCCACGCGACGACCAGCCCGUCAUAGUCCUCAACCAUCCCCACACGGAUAUCCCCGAGGUCACCAACAUCAUGAAAGUAGUCCACAAGCACAAAGACGGCGUGCAGCGCGUCGUACUUUCUCGUAAAACUCUUCGAGCUCUUUCCGAGUGUAACUGCGAUGCCUUUCGCGAUAAUCUCGUCGCCACUUGCCACCACCGCAGGAGAGAAUGGCCAAACGGGACGGUUAAAGAACGGGUCAGCUUGAAACUGAGGCUCAAAAGAGUGUGUGGUAGAAAGUACACCGUAGUACCGACAGUGUCGGAGAGCUUCGUGCCGCAGCCGACGUUUAGAUGCUGGUUCUGCGGCCGGCUUUUCACAAACCAGGAAGCUUGGGUGGGACACGGACAGAGACAUCUAAUGGAAGCAACCAGAGGCUGGAACCAGCUCUUCAACAGAUAGAAAUGCGUUCGGUUUCUUGCAUUAGUGCUGUGAAGACUCAGGGUUACCAUGCAGAUUUAUAGUAAUAAACCCGUUCUCAGGCGAUUUGAAUAUUUAUAAUGACACGAGCAUUAUUUAUUUUGUUCCACACUGUGAAAAAAAGUGCAGUGCAUUAUCUAAUAGACUAAAAAUCAGUAUGUUUUGAUAUGGUCGGACCAAAGCCUUCUCACACGAUACUGUGAUAGAUCAGGUUUCGUGAGAUUAUUGCAGAGACCUCAGGUAAUACUGUCAUAUUCCACUCUGUUUGCUACUAAUAGAAGAAGUGUGUUGACCUUCACUUCACUGAUACUUUAUGUAGCUUUGCAUUAUUUUAUAGUUUUACUGCUCUCUUUGUUGAUUUCCCAAUCAUCUUUCAGAAGACUUAGAGACUGAAUGUUUACAGGACUUGUUGAUUCUCUUUGUAGGAGGCUGUGGAUCUGGUUUAGCUUCCGGUUUAUUUAGCAUUAGCUUCAAACUACAGCUGUAUGCGAGAGCAUAUGUUCACGGAGGAUUCACUGAAGUUAUGUUUUGUAUUUAUGUGACUUGUCUGUAUUUAUUUUUCAGCAUGCAGUCGGCUG